Sinocyclocheilus grahami is the source of this 930-nucleotide messenger RNA. RefSeq names its product MOB kinase activator 1B-like. Bases 192 to 842 code for a protein of 216 amino acids. The transcript has 6 exons. Lineage: Eukaryota; Metazoa; Chordata; Actinopteri; Cypriniformes; Cyprinidae. The record is from RefSeq and is a predicted model, not a curated record.
AAGAAAUCUCGCGAGAUUUGGGGCUCUGGCGAGACUUUGGAUGGGAAGGAGAAGUUUUGCACGGGCAGGAUCAGUGUUGUUGUAGUGUUAGGGAUUAUACGGCGCAAAUUCUUUGCUUUUCCACCUUUCAGAAGUCAAGAUAACGGACUAGUGUCGAUUUCUCAUCUACAGCGCGUUUUAUUCAAGGAGAGAUGAGCUUUUUAUUUGGAAGCCGCUCGUCAAAGACGUUCAAGCCGAAGAAGAACAUUCCCGAGGGCUCACACCAGUAUGAGCUACUGAAGCAUGCAGAGGCCACGCUGGGCAGCGGGAACCUGCGCAUGGCUGUCAUGCUGCCCGAUGGAGAGGACCUCAAUGAAUGGGUUGCAGUCAACACUGUGGACUUCUUUAACCAGAUCAACAUGCUGUAUGGGACUAUCACAGACUUCUGCACUGAGGAAAGCUGCCCACUAAUGUCUGCUGGACCUAAGUAUGAAUAUCACUGGGCCGAUGGAACCAACAUAAAAAAGCCAAUUAAAUGUUCGGCUCCAAAGUACAUUGAUUACCUGAUGACUUGGGUCCAGGAUCAGCUUGAUGAUGAGACACUUUUCCCUUCAAAAAUAGGGGUCCCUUUCCGAAAGAACUUUAUGUCGGUGGCCAAGACCAUUUUGAAGAGACUCUUCCGUGUUUACGCUCACAUCUACCAUCAGCACUUUGACUCUGUUAUCCAGCUGCAGGAGGAGGCACACCUCAACACCUCGUUCAAGCACUUUAUCUUCUUCGUUCAGGAGUUUAAUUUGAUUGAUCGGAAGGAACUAGCACCCCUUCAGGAGCUGAUCGAGAAGCUCACGUCCAAGGACAGAUAAAUCUGCCCUUAACAUCAACAUCUUCUCUAAUUUUUCUGUACAGGCAGCCCGGCUUUGUUCUCUCUGUGUUUGACAGGUGUGUGGGAAU